UGAAUCUGUUUCACAGAUUGUAACGACCGAACUGCCAGUAUCCGGUUUGAACGCAGGACUGAAAAACCACAAUGUAUCCGAGUAGGCCAGACUACGUUCUUCUGUACACAUUCUUAUAAGAUACAACGCAUCGAAUUUCAAAAUAAGGCCAGAAACGCACAAUCGCUAUCGGCAAAAUAUUUCUAAAUGUCACCAGCAAGCUAUUACUACUUGUCGACUUGUUUGAGCGAAUCAAAUGAUGUUGAUAGGGAUAACUUACUAUUAUUUUAUCAUUCGAAAUGCAGUUAAAAGACCGUUGUUUAGUUGUUAUUGCACUAAUCACAGGUCGUAACUUUCCUAAUCGACCUACAUAUCAUUUAGUAUGUGAAGCCAAAUUCAAUAAUGAAGUUUUAUCAACUGAUCCAGUUGAACAUAAUGAAGAACCCCAAUUUGAACAGGAACUUGCUUGGGAUUUAGAUAAAACAAGUUUAAAACAACAUCGUUUACAACGGAGUGCAUUGAAAGUGACGGUAUCCGCUGUUGACAGCCAAUCACCAGUUAAAGAACCAAUUGGAUUUUUCAUGUUAGAUUUACGUUCAUGUUCUACUGAAAAAGUCUACAAAUGGUAUCGAAUUCUGCAUAGUAAAUAUAAAAGCAGUCCAGCUGUAUUUGCUUCAAUUUAUUUAGAUAUUGAAGGACAAGAACUUGUUCCAAAUCCAAAAAUCAAAACAGGUUUGGCGAUGAGCCUAUCAGAAGCUGAUUUAAUACCUCGUGUUUAUAAUUCAGAAGAAGACAAUCAACACUUUUCAAUACCUACAACAAUGGCAAAUAUACAAUCAACAAAUAUCACUUGGUAUACAAUUGGUCCAAGGCGUCUAGCAAAAGAAUAUUUUAUGUUAACUUUUCAGUUUGAAGAAGCUUUUAAAUUAGAAUCAUUAAUUCCAAUUGAACAAAGUUUAUGUUCAGGUGAACAUAUUGGUGGAUUUCAUUUUACAUGUGAACUAUUUGGUAUUACAAUUUACUCUAAUCAAUUCAGUCAAUUAAUGCAAGUGAAAUUCAAUUCAAUCGAACAAACUUUCUAUAUUAAAUCAACAGUUGAUAUUCUACGUAUUUAUUUUGUGCAUAUUACUCCAUUAGUGAUCAAAUUUUGUUUUGGAAGUCAUGUAUUAGCACAUGCAACUGUUCCAGUAGAACAACUAAUACCGUUCAAUGAUCAUAUACUACAGAAUACUGCUGUAUUAAAUAAAAGUUUUGACCUUAUAUCCGAAGAAUCUGAUCAACAAUUAAAAGAAUAUCAAAGUAAGCAUACUGAAGAUAAACCACGUGUCAAUAUAAACAUAACACUUCGACGAUAUCCUGAUAAAAAUGCAAUACAACAACGAUCGAUCAUGACAAAUAAUAAUAGUAGCAGAAGAUUGCGCAAUAUGACAGAUUCAUUGAAUCAUAUUUCUUCACUGAAUCUCGAUCCAUAUGCAGAUGUAAAUACAAUGUGUUCGAAUGUAAAUGAAAAUUAUGAUCAGUUUGUAACUUCGUUACCGGAGGGAAAAACACUUAAACAAUCCAGUAGAACACUUGAACGUGAUGACUAUUUAUGUCCAUCAAAACUGCUGAACGUUUAUCAGUCAAUGGAUGGUACACCCAAUUGGCAUCGUUAUUGUUACACUAUUGAACUAAGAAGUGUAAAAAAUAUUCAAGGUUUCGACCAUGAGUUACAACUUUACGCCAGAUAUGUAUAUCCAUUGUUUGGAAGUGGAGCCCCAGUUAUGACACUUCCACCGAUUGCCGUAGCCAGAAAUCAAGAGGUUAUUCUUCCGCAUGGGUUUUGUGCUUUCGAGUUUGCUGCAUCGCCUGAAGAAUUAAAAACUCGUCUUAAUGACAAUCCAUUGAAAGUGGAAUUUUUCGAUCGAUCACAAGGUACUUUAGCAACAGAUUCCUUCAUUGGAUAUUCCCUUAUACCUUUAGUAUCAGUCUUUGAAUCAUCAAUUGUUAAAGCCACAAAAGAAUCGUCUACUUUAGUCAGACGUAUAAAUGAUAGUGUUGACAUGUUAGCUGAACAAAGCAAUACAAAUGAAUUAAAAGUUGUUGGACAACUUGUCUAUUCAUUACAGUUAGAAGAUUUCGGUGCACAUAAUGUAGAUAGUAAUGCAUCUGUAUUGGAUAUGACAAAGGGAUUAGUUCAUCAAAUAAAUGAUGAAAUCAAGUCUGAACCAUCAGAUAUACGAUCAACCCGUGAAUAUCAAGUGGCUAUUGAGUUGGAACUGUGGCGUGCAGCAGAAGAAGCCAAAUUUACUGCUCAAUUAAAGAAACGAGAACAGACACUGAUGGCUACACUUGCUGAAGAAUGGCAUAAAAGAGAUAGUCAACGCGAAAUUAUAUGUCGUAAAAAGCUUUCUGAAUAUCAAGCUCUGGAGGAAAAAUUGCGCAAUACACUCAUUGAACUUGCUACUAGAGAGCGUCAGCUAACCGCAGGUGAGGCAGAAUUGGUACGCCUGAAACAAGAAAAUGCAAGGGAAUUGGAAGUUAGACGCAAAGAAUUGAAUCAACAGUCUCAAGUUCAGAUUCGUGAUCUAGAAAGUCAGAUGAAAUUGGAGAAAAAAAACUCUGAGCAUUGGAAGUCACAAAUAGCUGAAUGGCGAAGUAAGUAUGCUUCUCUGGAGGAAGAGAAUAACAGUCUAAGAAAUGAAAUAAACGGCAGAUUGAAAAAGUCGGUAGAUAACAAAGCGUCUAACGAAACACCUUCAAUAAACAAUGAAGUAGCCCGACUGACUGCAGAAUUAGCAGUUGCUCGGGCUACACUAUCCGAAACAGAAUGCCGUUUAGUUGAAGUAGAACGUGGUCGAGCAAGAUAUCGUCAGUUAUGGACGAAAUCUCUGCAUGAACUAGCCAAGGUAAAACAAGAAGCAGAUGAAGCUACUCGAAUUUCACUGGCACAAAAAGAAGCAGAACUUGAACAACUAAAGUCUUACUACUUAAAUGUUGAUGAAAAACGACCAACUAGCCAAGAUUUAAAAGAACCGACAGAUGGUAACUUGGAACGGUAAGUGAAUAUUUGGAAUGUCUAUUAAUCAAGUUGGCUUACGCAGUACUACAUGAGGAGUGUCCCCUGCUUUUAGAAGAAUUUUAAUGUAAUUUAUAGACUAAUAGAAAAUAAUUUUUAAAUGUACCACUUUAAACAGAUGAAUUGAAGAAGAGAAUUUUUCCUUUGAUCAUAGCAUUUGCUAAAACCGUACAAUCGUACUUAAUAAGUAUAAGAAUUAAAGAUAAAGUAACACAGUUAAGAUUUUCGUCACUGGAUUGAUUGCCAAACACAAUAAAUAACUGUUAAGCUAUACCAAAUGAUAUAGCCGAAGAUGAAGUCCUCGACGCUAAAAUUAUCUUGGAUUGCUUUUCAAUAUGUUAGUAGAUGAUGCCCAGUUUUACCUAAUACGCUCUACCUCACUAACUAUUCUUCUGAAACAUAUUCGCGACUAAACUCAUCAGUUAUUUAGCCAUCUUCUUAGAGUUGACGCUUCAGUUUUGUUUAUAUUUCUCCUUCUGAAAUCAUACAUGCACAUAUAUUUCCUAUGCUGAAUAUGCUUUCCAGUGAUUUUCAGCGUUUUGUAACAUCUAAAUGUAACAUUUGGUGAACUGUGAAGCGCCAUUAGACCAGUUAGGACAAUCGCGAUAAUUUCAAUGUUUUUUCCCACAGGACUGAAAGUCUGUAUACAUACACUCAUAUUGUUUGCAGUUGUACUACUAAGUAAUCGCUUACAGCGUAACAACCAUCAAACAUUGAACGAUAGGACGUAAAUAAUUAAUACGGAUUUUUAGUGUUUGACGUAAAACAGAGGGGUUAUUCGCAUAAACGUGGGGCAAAAUAAAUGCGUUAGAAUUUGAACGUAAUCACAAACUAAAUUGGUGUACAACUGUAAUCAGUUGUUCAAUAUUAGCCAAACAAAAUUUUCAACAGGAGUUAUUAAUUUUAUUUUAAUCCUUUGCUUCCAUGUUUCGUACGGAUUCGGAUGAUUAAUACACAAUAAGUGGACAGCAAAUAUUUGUAGGAUUGAUUGACAGGAUACAGAUAAAUACUUUCACGAAUAUACUGAAAUGAGUGACGGUUUGAAAAUUUUGAGCAAUAUCUUGAGUUAGGAUAAAACACUGAAUGUAUUGAUACGUAGUUUGGAUGGGGUCGUUCUGUUAUUGAUCAUGGUUCACAAUACAUCCACAAAGUGAUUAAAUGGAAAUAGAUUCUCAAAGCAAUACUAACAUCCCAGUACUUCUCCUAGUUAUUUAUAUGUGUAAAGAGGAAGAAGAGUGUAAUAGUUAUACGCAACAUUAAGGUUUGUUACAGAGGUCCAGGAGUUUACCGUUUGAUUUUUUUAAAAGUGCAUAAAUUCUGUUUACUUUCGUUCUAGGUGAUUGGUUUUUUUGAAAAAAUGUGAACUAUAUCGCAUUUCCCACUGCUGUUUUUCUUGACCGACGCUCCACAUAUUAUCUUUCUUUUAUAGGUGCACCAACCUCAAAAUUUACUUCCAGAUAUGAUUUUAUUACAGUAGCUAUAUAUUUUGAUUUUUAGAUCCAAAAUGAAUGAAGAAAUGACUACUGAAAUAAACGUUUCUGACGUAAAGUCUGUGGUGGAUGAGAAAAUAGAAGCACAAAUUACUCGGCUGAUUGAAGAACGUGACGGUCUACUAAAUACUGGUGUUUACGAAAAUAGUGAUUCUUUAAUUGUUGAUCUUGAUCGACAAAUCAGAUACCUUUUAGGGAAAAUAUAAUUCCAUUUAUUUGCUUUUUAAUAAAUACAAAGCUACUUGUAGUCAAACAAGUUGUGUGAAAAAACUCAAGCAAGCAUCCUCAUAACCAAUGAAGAGUUUAUUAAGUUACUAAAGGAUGGACUUAUUCCGUUUGUAAAUAUGUAUGAUAGAUCUAGUUUGCACUUUACACACAGAUAUGACGAGUUAUGAUCGACAUGCCAGACCUCACUCCACAUAUAAUGAGCUACUAGCAGUUGCCUCCUUUCAAUAAAAGAUGUGCGUAUAAUCGACGGAUGUCAUAUCUCAGAUCAUAUGAACUUGUGGAAUAAGCAGUUAGAAAUACUCCUGUGAAAGGUAAUAUCCCGCAUGGUUAUAUAGCAAUGCUACCCGGUGCUGGAGAUGGUUGGAAAAAAGUUAGGGGCGGCCAAACCAAAACGUGGCAUCAGUGCUUAAAGUCAC
Molecule: messenger RNA, 5171 nt
Organism: Schistosoma bovis
Lineage: Eukaryota; Metazoa; Platyhelminthes; Trematoda; Strigeidida; Schistosomatidae
Source: the annotation of a GenBank genome assembly